Molecule: messenger RNA, 2883 nt
Organism: Malassezia vespertilionis
Lineage: Eukaryota; Fungi; Basidiomycota; Malasseziomycetes; Malasseziales; Malasseziaceae
Gene: ALA1
Product: alanine--tRNA ligase
Exons: 1
Coding region: 1-2883 (960 amino acids)
Biological process (GO): tRNA modification; alanyl-tRNA aminoacylation
Cellular component (GO): cytoplasm; mitochondrion
Molecular function (GO): alanine-tRNA ligase activity; aminoacyl-tRNA deacylase activity; nucleic acid binding
Source: RefSeq, a predicted model, not a curated record
AUGUCAAGCACGGACGCUACUGCGCCAACCACACAAGAGUGGCCUGCAAACAGGGUGCGCAGCACCUUUUUUGACUUUUUUAAAGAAAAGCAGCACACGCUUGUCCCCUCGAGCAGCACAAUCCCUUACGAUGACCCUACACUGCUUUUUGCGAAUGCAGGAAUGAACCAGUACAAGUCCAUUUUUUUGGGCACGGUCGACCCCUCGUCCGAGUUUGCCAAGCUGCAGCGCGCGGUGAAUUCUCAAAAGUGCAUUCGUGCAGGCGGCAAGCACAACGACCUUGACGAUGUCGGGAAAGACACGUACCACCACACCUUUUUUGAGAUGCUUGGCAACUGGAGUUUUGGCAACUACUUUAAGAAAGAAGCGAUAUUUUACGCGUGGGAACUGCUCACCCAGGUCUACGGCCUGCCGAAAGACCAGCUCUACGUGACCUACUUUGAAGGCGAUGCCAAGCAAGGUCUUGAGCCCGAUCUUGAGGCGCGUGCGCUGUGGCUCGAGGUCGGUGUUGCCGACGACCAUAUUCUCCGCGGCGACGCCAAAGACAAUUUCUGGGAGAUGGGUGCGACGGGCCCGUGCGGCCCCUGCAGCGAAGUGCACUUUGACCGUUUGGGAAACAGGAAUGCUGCGAGCCUUGUCAACAUGGACGAUCCACUGGUGAUUGAGGUGUGGAAUUUGGUGUUUAUGCAGUACAACCGCGAAGGGGACGGUUCGCUGCGUCCACUGCCUGCGCGCCAUAUUGACACCGGCAUGGGCUUUGAGCGCCUCGUUUCGAUUUUGCAAAACAAGCUGAGCAAUUACGACACGGACGUGUUUACUCCGCUGUUUGACCGAAUCCAAGAGCUCACUGGCGCGCGCGCGUACCAAGGCAAGCUCGGCAACGAGGAUAAGGACGGCAUCGACACGGCCUACCGUGUCCUUGCUGACCAUAUCCGCACGCUCACCUUUGCCAUGAGCGACGGCGGUGUGCCCGACAAAGAUGGCCGUGGUUACGUUUUGCGACGUAUUCUUCGCCGCGGCAUCCGCUACGCGCGCAAGUAUUUCCAAGUUCCUAUUGGCAGCUUUUUCAGCCAGCUCUUGCCCACACUGCUCCAGCAAAUGGGCAACACAUUCCCCGAGAUUACGCGCAAGGCAGAGGACCUUGCGGCGAUGCUGGACGAAGAAGAGCGCUCCUUUUCGCGCACCCUUGAUCGCGGCGAGAAGCUUUUUGAGCAGUAUGCGAAUGCUGCCAAGGCAGAGGGUCGUGCAAAGCUUAGCGGCUCUGACGUGUGGCGCUUGUAUGAUACGUUUGGCUUCCCUGUCGACUUGACGAGCAUCAUGGCCGAGGAGCAAGGUUUGACGUUUGAUCAGGCUGGGUUUGAAAAGGCACAGGCCGAGAGCAAGGAAGCAAGCAAAGGUGUGGGCAAGCAGCAAGCCACCGACGCGGUUAAGCUUGAUGUGCACGACCUGGGCUAUUUGGAGAAGCAGGGUACAGUGCCCAAGACAAAUGACAAGUACAAGUACGACACGCCGUCCAUGGCUGCGACGGUCAAGGGUAUUUUCCAGGACCACCAAUUUGUAGAGAGCACAGACACACUUCUCACGAAAGAAGCGCCGUUUGGUGUGCUUUUGGACCGUACCAACAUGUACGCUGAGAGCGGUGGCCAGCAGGCGGAUAUGGGCAGCUUGGUUAUCGACGGCAAGACUGCGUUUGACGUGACAAAUGUUCAAGUCGCCAACGGCUACAUGCUGCACAUCGGCUUCCUCGAGUACGGUGCUUUGCGCGUCGGCGACAAAGUCAUUACGAGCUACAACGACGCGCGGCGGCGCCCUUUGCAGAACAACCACACGGGCACGCACAUUCUCAACUAUGGCCUGCGCGAGGUCCUCGGCGAUCACAUCGACCAAAAAGGCUCGCUUGUUGCGCCGACCAAGCUGCGAUUUGACUUUUCGCACAAGGCGCAGCUCACCAUGCCAGAGCUGGAAAAGAUUGAGCAGAUUAAUCGCCAGUUUAUCGAUCGCAACGUUGCGGUGUAUGCCAAGGACCUUGCGCUGGAAGAUGCAUACCAGAUUCCCGGGCUCCGUGCAGUGUUUGGAGAGUCGUACCCCAACCCAGUGCGCGUGGUGAGCUUGGAGUUCGAUGUGGACGAGAUUGCAAAAGAUUUGAAGAACCCGCAGUGGGCCAACACAAGCAUCGAGUUUUGCGGCGGCACGCACGUUGGCCGGACUGGCGAGAUUGGCGAUCUGAUCAUCACAGAGGAGGGCGGCAUUGCCAAAGGUAUCCGACGUGUCGUUGCCGUGACGGGCGACGAAGCGAUAGUGGCGACCAAGACGGCAGACGACGCCGCCGCACGACUUGAUGCGAUCGAAAAAAUGGAGCAGGUUGAGAAGGAUGCACAGCUCAAAGCCUUUGGCGUUGAUCUUGCGCAGAUGGAGAUGAGUGUGUUGCGCAAGGAUGCGUUGAAGCAGCGGUUUGCCAAGCUGCGCAAGGCGCUCGAUACGCAGCUCAAGGCGCGCUCUGCGGCGGAGGUCAAAGCUGCGCAGGAAGCGGUGACCAAGUUUUUCAGCGAGCAUCCCGACGCGCCUGUAUUGGUCACGAAACUGGACGUGGAUGCGAAUGCCAAGGCGCUGCAGUCCGGUAUUUCUGCUGCCCGCAAGCUGAACAAAUCUGUGUACCUCUUUGCACAGGACAAAGGAGACGGCGCUGUGAAGACUAUCUACAGCAACUUUGUGCCAGAGCCCAAAGCAGGGUUUGAUGCUGUUGUGUGGAACAAGCAAAUUUCCGAGUUGCUGGGCGGUCGCGGAGGCGGCAAGCCGGAUGGCGCACAAGGCAUGGCCGAUGCGACCGCUGCGCAAGUCAACGCUGCGAUGCAACUUGCCGCCGACGUUUACAAAAGAGAGUAG